This is a messenger RNA of Stegostoma tigrinum, 1031 nucleotides long. RefSeq names its product histone H4. Gene Ontology annotation, molecular function: structural constituent of chromatin; protein heterodimerization activity; DNA binding. Gene Ontology annotation, cellular component: nucleosome. The record is from RefSeq and is a predicted model, not a curated record. Gene Ontology annotation, biological process: nucleosome assembly. NCBI's taxonomy places the organism in Eukaryota, Metazoa, Chordata, Chondrichthyes, Orectolobiformes, Stegostomatidae. The coding region runs from base 12 to 323 and encodes 103 amino acids. The transcript has a single exon.
GAAGAAGCGAGAUGUCUGGGAGAGGGAAGGGAGGCAAAGGCCUCGGAAAAGGCGGAGCGAAGAGGCACCGCAAAGUGCUCCGUGAUAACAUCCAGGGCAUCACGAAACCAGCCAUCCGGCGCCUGGCUCGCCGUGGCGGGGUCAAGCGCAUCUCGGGCUUGAUCUACGAGGAGACCCGCGGGGUGCUGAAGGUUUUCCUGGAGAAUGUGAUCAGGGAUGCGGUGACCUACACUGAGCACGCCAAGCGCAAGACGGUGACUGCCAUGGAUGUGGUGUACGCUCUGAAACGCCAGGGCCGCACUCUGUAUGGAUUCGGCGGCUGAACAACUCGUCCCUUUUCCAGCGAACCCAAAGGCUCUUUUCAGAGCCACCCAAACCCUCCGAUUGAGAGCGGAGACCCGAGGAUGGGAAAAGGCAGCACAUAGGGAGUGGACAGUGUACUGCAGCUGGUUAUUUCAUUUCGAGAUAUUUGAUUUUGGAUCACUCUUUAAAGACAAUACAUAAAGUUCACGCUCAGCGUUACAGGAGUGAAAACAGGUAGAGCGGAGCAUUCACUUUGUUGCUGUCUCCUAUAACGAAUGUUUUACAUUUAAAAUAUCCCUUCAGUGCAGAUAGAGGCUUUUCAGCCGUUCGAGAAUACACUGAUAUUGCUGCUGAUUAUAUCACAUUGCGACUAAGAUACAGAAGUCGGCUCUGUCAUUCGAUCAUGGCUGAUUGGUUUCUCAACCCUGAUGUGCCUUCUCCCCUUGACCUUAGACCCUUUUUCUUACGAACACCUCUCUGUCUCGGUAACAAUACCAGUAUGUGUAGUUAGUUGUUAACACCAUGAAUAAUAAUGUGUUCUUCCAUGAGUUUUGGGACCCAGAGGCGAAUGAUACAUUUCACAGUAUUUGUACUUCAUUGACCCUUCCAGGAAUGAUUUGUUGUUCAGUUUUCACUCUCACAGCCGUGCCGCUGUUUUCGUGCCGUAUUCUUUCUAUCUGCCUGUUACAGACAGGUCUGGCAGCAAUUGCAAAUUGUGUGCGGGCUAA